Molecule: messenger RNA, 4777 nt
Organism: Nothobranchius furzeri (turquoise killifish)
Lineage: Eukaryota; Metazoa; Chordata; Actinopteri; Cyprinodontiformes; Nothobranchiidae
Gene: pigg
Product: phosphatidylinositol glycan anchor biosynthesis class G (EMM blood group)
Biological process (GO): GPI anchor biosynthetic process
Cellular component (GO): endoplasmic reticulum membrane
Source: RefSeq, a predicted model, not a curated record
GCUCCGCGCGCUAGCCGUAGUUUGUUGUCAUCAAUGCGGAAGUGUCACAGGCUACAUCGCUAACUAGAAUAACUGCUUUUAUUGCAAAUACGGACACUAAUGCUAGCUUUAUAGCUGAGGGGUACAGAUAGCCUUGUAGUCUGACGCUUGGCAGCGUUUUUAUGAUGUUUUAGCGUUCCCGCUUAUCCAACUAGCGUCAUGUUAGUAUUAUCAGAGAAGUUCAUCCUGCUUUAAAGUGUCCGCCACAAUGAAAGUACGCUCGUCGAUUUUCGCUUCUUUUAUUUUAGUAUUUGAGGUGCUCGGCGUUGCCCUGUUCCUGCGGGGAUUCUUUCCGGUUCCUGUCAAGUCUGCUUUGCCAUCUAAGAGCCGGCUGUCGGAUCUGCCAGCGGAGCCGCAGACAGGAGGCUCUCCCAACUCGACCCGCCUGCCUCAGCCCCUGUUCAGUAGAGUUGUUGUCAUGUUAGUGGACGCCCUCCGAGAGGACUUUGUGUUUGGAGCCAGUGGUCACCUGUACAUGCCCUACACCAGACACCUGGUGGAUAGAGGCUCGUCGCACAGCUUCGUGGCUAAAGCACGACCUCCAACAGUCACCAUGCCCAGGAUCAAGGCUCUCACCACUGGCAGCAUCCCAGGCUUCAUCGAUGUGGUCAUGAACCUGAAUUCUCCUGCGCUUUUGGAAGACAAUCUCAUUUGGCAGGCCAAUACAGCAGGCAAGAGGAUCAUCUUCUAUGGAGACGACACCUGGGUGCGCCUCUUCCCAAAACACUUCAUGGAGUAUGAUGGAACCACCUCCUUUUUUGUGUCAGACUACACCGAGGUGGACAACAAUGUAACCCGUCACUUGGACCGCACCCUGAAGCGAGAUGACUGGGACGUGUUGAUCCUCCACUACCUUGGUCUGGACCACAUCGGGCACAUCAGCGGACCCCACAGUUCACUCAUCCAACCCAAACUGCUGGAGAUGGACGACGUUCUGAAGAAGAUCCACAGUUCUCUCGUUUCUAAGGAGGCAGAAGGAUCCUUGCCCUACCUGCUGGUGCUGUGCGGAGAUCACGGCAUGUCUGAAACCGGCAGCCAUGGAGGCUCCUCUGAGCCAGAAAUCAGCACACCUCUAGUUCUUAUAAGUCCAGCCUUCAGAAGGAAAGGGGGAAUGAAAAAGCCUGAGGUGGUGGAGCAGGUUGACCUGACUCCGACGCUGGCCCUGGGACUCGGCCUCCCCAUUUCUCAGAACAGCGUUGGUCGUGUCAUCCCGGGCGUGUUUGAGGAAAGCUCACUGCGAGACCAGCUGCGCUUCCUGCAUCUCAAUGGCCACCAGCUCAGCUGCCUGCUCAAAGACAGCAUCCCUGACUACGAGAAGGAUGCAGGUUUUGAGCAGUUCCGUGUGGCAGAAAAAGCUCAUGGGAACUGGAUGAAACUCUACCUAGAAGGAAAUGCCUCGGAGGUGCUGAUGAACAUGGGAAAGAAAGUCCUGAAGCAGUAUCUGGAGGCUCUAGCUGCCAUGAGCUCUGCUUUGAGCAAACAGCUGGGCAAGUACGAUAUGUACUCGAUGAUCGCAGGCAUGGUCUUUGUGUUUCAGCUCCUGUUGGUCUUGGUGCUGGCCAUGCCCGAAGCUCUGAGCGGUUCCGCAGCGGUCGACCUUCCUGUCCUGUCGUCCUUGUUCUCCCUGCCUUUCUAUCUCCUGUGCCUGCUGCUAGCCUCCGUCCACGUUCUGGUGUGCACAUCUGCAGAGAGCUCCUGUUACUUCUGCAGUCUCUCGUGGGGUCUCGUGUUUGCUGCUGUUGCCUUCUCUUCAGCAAUGUUCUGUAUCCUGAUCUCUUUAGCAACACGAAGACUCCCCCUUGCACCAAAGAUCCACGGGAAGAACACCGGUGGUGAUUGGUCACUCUCAGAGUUGGACGUCUUGCUGCUGGCAGGAACCAUCGGUCACACGCUCAGCUUGGCGGCGAGUAGUUUUGUGGAAGAGGAGCAUCAGACCUGGUACUUCCUCCUCAACACACUCUGCCUCGCAGUCUUUCAGGACGUCUGCCGAAAAUACUUCAGAGAGCAGCGGGGCUUUGGAGAGGAAGAGGAGCUUUUCCUCCCUUCCAAGGACAGCCAUCCGUCUUCUCAUCACAAAUCUGAAGUGAGCUCAGAGAAGUGGCUGGCUCUGGCCACGCCCCCGUUCACUCUGGUGUGUUGCAGACUGCUGCGUUCCCUCAACCAAACCGGAGUUCAGUGGGCUCAUCUUCCAGAUGUUGGACACUGGCUGAACAGCUCUGAUCACAAGACGGUGCUCUCGCUGCUGUCUGCUUUCUGUUUGGUUCUGAUCUACCUCCUGGUUCAAAGACGAUGUUCACUAGUCUCCAAGUUCGCCCUGGCCCUUGGACUUCUGGGUGUCUACAGCUACCGGGCAGCUGUUGGCAAUGUCUUGUUUCCCUGGCAACAAUCCACUCGAACUACGUCCAAGGGAACAGUGGAGGCACGCUUUGUUUACGUCUUUGUUUUGGGAAUCCUCUUCACGGGCACCAAGGGCCUCCUGCGGUCCCAGAUCCUCACGGCAGACGCCAAACUCAAGAGCAGAGGAUUAUGGGAGAUAUACAGCGGGCUAGUUCUGUUGGUUUCACUUUUGUUUCGUGCUCACAACCUGCCCGUCCUCUGCUGCUGCCUCUUAAUCCAGACACUGAUGGCUCAGUUUAUCUGGAAGAAGCUCCACUAUGAUGCAGCCCAGACCACCAUCAUGCACUACUGGUUUGGUCAAGCCUUCUUCUACUUCCAGGGCAACUCCAACAACAUAGCCACUGUCGACAUUUCAGUCGGCUUUGUUGGACUGGAAAGCUACAUCGAAGCACCUGCCAUCGUUUUAACGGCCCUCAGCACUUACGCAGGCCCCCUCCUGUGGGCGUGUCACCUGGUCUGCUACCUGAGCUCAGAGAGAGAAAGGUCUGCAGAUAAGAUGCUGUUGGUCUGCUGACGGAUGACAGAUGCAGCUCGAUGGAGGUGGGUUGCAGCUCGAUGGAGGUGGGUUGCAGCUCGAUGGAGGUGGGAUGUAGCUCGAUGGAGGUGGGUAUCAGCACCAUCAGCAGGAAGGAGGUGACUGGCUGGACUCGUCACCUCUGACUCAAACAGGUCUCUUAGAGAGAGAGAGAGAGAGAGAGAGAGAGAGAGAGAGAGAGAGAGAGAGAGAGAGAGAGAGAGAGAGAGAGAGAAAUUGGCAGCAACAGUUAUUUUGUUGGCUUUGUUCUGAGACUUGAGCUGUGAUUAAAAGCCACAAGAAAGUGGUUUUAGAGAACCUGCAGCAGCAGCCCUAACAGCUCCUGCUGAAUGCAUUUAUGUCUCAAUCUGAGUUAAAUCGCCUGACAAAUCUGAUGAAGCAGACGUUGUUUCCUUCAUCAGGACACAAACAGAGCUGUGCUCUACAGACAAUUUCCCUCAUCAUGGUCACAAACCUCCAAUAACCGCCUCCUUCACACAGCUGCCAGAGUUGAAGCAGCAUCAUCCACUCUGGAGGAUGUACUUCAGAUCAGAUGCUGUAGUGUUUACAGGAAGAGCUCAGCUCACGAGACUCGGAACAGUGAAGACGGACCUUUGAGUGUCUGUCUGGUAAAUUCAAAUUCAAUUCAAAGAUACAUUAUUAAUCCCAGAGGGAAAUUAGAGUUUCAGUACACACAAUUCUGAGAUCAGACAUACAUACAUAGACACAAGACAAGAAUUGGUGACUGUGGUCAUUCGCAACCCUGAGUCGCGCUACCUUAAUAGAGAUCAGAGGGUUUAUAUGAGGAUUGGGUCAGGUGGAGGGAAAAAAGGCACUUCAGAGUUACCCUCCACAGGGAGGGCAGCUUUGCUAUGCAAACAACACCUCAGACAGAUAUGCAACAGACUUCAGACAUUACACAACAUAAGUGUCCACUAGGUGGGGUGGUAGGGUUCGGGACUCUCCACACGUCAGUGCAUGCAGCCACGAUAAGCAGCACUCCCCACCAAGCACGUGUUUGAGCAUUCCAGGCCCAUUACUUCAUCUGUGAUGGGGCCGCUCGGCAUCCAGCAUGAGUUUUACAGCAGUGGUGACAGGCCAGCCUGUAAAAUCCUGUUUAAGCCCAUAAAUAUUAAUGAGGCUGAAGGAUCCGCCAGCGUUGACGGCCAGAAUCAGGAGGGACUCUAACAAUGUUUAUCCUGAGAGAUGGACUCGAUGUGAGGACUUGUCCUGACCAGCAUCAGACUGUCACACGGCCCAAAUGAAGAAAAAAGAUCAGAAAGAGGCCGCCAUUUAAACCUGCACCAGUUGUGGCCGUGCAAUGUGGUGGACAGAAAAAAAGAACUAAAUUUAAUCUCUGAGCUGAUGCCUUCAGCUCAAAAGCUGCAUUUUAGCCUCAACUUAUGAAUAGUUAGAAUUUCCCAGCUCUCAUCAGUCUUAUUCACAACCACUGCAGGUGGGUAUUGUCAGUGAAAAAUACACAAAAUCCACACACGUUCCUGCACCAAACAGAGGCGACUAAAAGAAAUCAGCAGCCAUUAUUAGGGGAUGAACAGAGAAAAGAAUGGCCGCUGAGGAGCUGGGGGCUGAGCUAAGAUCAGGGAGAACAAUAAGAGUUAGUUGUAGCAACACCUCAUAAGAAUCCAGUUUCCUUAGGAGGUCAUUAUGAUCAUGUCCGAAGGUAUUCCUGCAUUUUCUGACCCUGAUCCUGAUCAGCGAUUUUAUUAGAAAUAACCUGUUAAAACCCCGAAACUAGGAAUUCAGUUGGUUUAUGUAGCAUCAUCUCACUCUAAACACAUCCCAAAGGGAUGUACAGAAGGGAAAAAU